AUGUCCCAUCGACGCACUUUCUCAGAAAACUCGCCUCCCCGUAAACGACAUAAAGAGUUACCGUUGUCAUUGGAGACUCAACUUACUGUGACCGUAGAUGGAUAUGUCUCGGAUGGUGGGUUUGACGGCGACCUUUCAAGUCCUAUUCACCAUCACAGAGAGCUUGAGUCUCAAAAUGACACAACUGAGGGUUCACAAGUGGAAGUAAAGAAUGCAGAGCAAAGUGUCAUGGAUUCGAUACAUUCCGAUGACAUAUCAAGUCAAUUGCCCACCACUAGUCAAAUUGAGUUCACCACCUCACAGCAAUCAUUGUUGAAUUGGGUUCACAGCCUUUCGCAAGCUCAAGCGAAUCAGGAAGCUAUAUACCGGGAAGCGCAACUGAAAUGGCUCAACAACGGUGACCCAGGCUGCAAUGAAUAUGACAAAUCUUCGAAUAAUCCCUGCCACAGUAGUAUGCCUCCUCAUUCUGAUCUUUAUGUCCCUCGUCGGUCUUCAUCUUCAUUUAACAAUCUCGGGCCACAGGCACCUUUCGAUGCAAAGGACAUCAUGUUGGCAUGGUAUCAGCAACAUUUGGACUCACUCGAAGGUGAACUUGCUAUUCAUAGGGCCCAUUUGGCUCUGUGGCAUCGACUUGUUGGUACUAUGGCGGAACGAGCAAAUGGGAUUGGUGCCGCACUUACUGAUGCUAUUAUGUGGGGUGUGGAUGAGAUAGAGAUGCCACCGCUACCACCUGAAUACAUCGCGUUUCGAGAAACAUUGUGA
This is a messenger RNA of Lentinula edodes (shiitake mushroom), 762 nucleotides long. RefSeq lists its product as uncharacterized. Lineage: Eukaryota; Fungi; Basidiomycota; Agaricomycetes; Agaricales; Omphalotaceae. The record is from RefSeq and is a predicted model, not a curated record. The transcript has 4 exons. Bases 1 to 762 code for a protein of 253 amino acids.